Molecule: messenger RNA, 1289 nt
Organism: Diabrotica virgifera virgifera (western corn rootworm)
Lineage: Eukaryota; Metazoa; Arthropoda; Insecta; Coleoptera; Chrysomelidae
Product: venom protease
Exons: 7
Coding region: 127-1212 (361 amino acids)
Biological process (GO): proteolysis
Molecular function (GO): serine-type endopeptidase activity
Source: RefSeq, a predicted model, not a curated record
AUUAAUAUAAUUUACGCAAAGGGGAAUUGGAAAAUACUAGUAUUAUUGAAAAUCUGACGUAGAUUACUAUUGUUCUGGUAAGACUGUCGAAGAUAACUACUAAGUUGUGUAAAUACAGUGCAUACCAUGUUUAUCAUUUUUAUUAUCUUCACUUUUAUUGCAAAGUUACAUGGAGCUGAUCAAGGGUGUUCUAUUGGAGGCCUACAGGGUACUUGUCAGCCAAUAAGUGCGUGCAGCGGUGUUUUUAGUUUGCUGAAAGACACUGAUAUUAAUUUUUGUCAGGAGGAAGAUCCCGAACUUUACAUUUGUUGCCCUGACUAUUUAUCAAGUCCAACUGUUGAAGUUGAACAAUAUGAGGAUCCAUCGUCUAUAAGUGUAAAAAAAUGUGAGGAAUACUAUCCACCACCAGCAGACUUUAUUAUAUCUGCAGUAGGAGGCACUAAGUCACUUCCAAAAGAAUUUCCACACAUGGCACUCAUAGGAUAUGGACAAGAAAAAGAUAAGCAGUGGCUAUGUGGUGGCUCGUUAAUUAGUCAUAAUUUUGUCUUAACUGCAGCCCACUGUCUUCAAUCCACUGAUUAUGGGGAGGCCAAAUGGGUCCAUCUAGGUGAUCUGGAUAUCUCCACUGAUGAAGACGACGCAGAACCUCAAGAUUUUAAAAUAAUUAGAGUAAUUGCGCAUCCGCGCUACUCAUUUUCUUCCAAAUAUCACGAUAUUGCUCUAGUUAAAUUAGAUCGAAAUGUCAUGUUGACAGAAUAUGUAGCAAUAGCUUGUUUACAAACGGUAAAGAAGAUAUAUGAUCCAUAUAACAAUAUGACUGCUGCUGGUUGGGGUAAAAUAGGAUUUGCUGAAGAGCAAAGUAGCUUUUUGCUAAAAGUUAGUUUAAAUGAAGUGAAUACAGAAACAUGCAACAGAUUAUACAGCGACGUAAAAAAAUCGAUUCUACCACAGGGUAUUGUUGGUAACACGAUGAUCUGUGCUGGAGGAGAAAUAGGAGUAGACACAUGUGAAGGAGAUUCAGGAGGACCUCUUCAAGUACGAAAUCACUACAAAUAUGAUAAUGGAAAAGGUUUUAGAAUAGUUGGAGUUACAUCGUUUGGUAAAGCCUGUGGUAUCACUAGAAGUCCGUCAAUAUAUACUAGAGUUUCAUAUUACACAAACUGGAUUGAAAGUAUUGUGUGGCCCGAGGAAUACAAAAAGGCACAUUCGUAAAUCACACCAAAGUGGCAUGAUUUUUGAAAAUGAAUUUGAUCUAAUUUCUUGUACAAAUAAAUUAUUGUUUUAUAAAA